AUGUCUAGUGCCGGUAUGUCUAUCUAUGCCCUGGCUGUGUCCACACCAUCAUUCCUUUCCGUUCCCCGCAACCUUACCUACCCACGCAAACCAACACAACGACAACAACACCCCCUCAAAAUCGAGCCAAAAAGCCGAAUUGAACAAAUGCUAACAACAAACCCCAUUCAAACAGUCCAAAACUUCCGACCCGUGGUAAUCUCCGGCCCCAGCGGCACCGGAAAAUCCACCCUAUUGAAACGCCUCUUCGCCGAAUACCCCGAUAAAUUCGGCUUCAGCGUCUCACACACAACCCGCUCCCCGCGCACUGGCGAAAUCGACGGAAGAGACUACAACUUCGUAACACGCGAAUCCUUCCAAUCCCUCAUCACCGCAAACGGCUUCAUCGAACACGCCCAAUUCGGCAGCAACCUGUACGGCACAAGCGUAGCCGCAAUCAAGAGCGUCGCAGAACAAGAACGAAUUUGUAUCCUGGACAUUGAAAUGGAAGGCGUGAAGCAGGUUAAAGGUCGGGAAGAUCUGAAUGCGCGAUUCGUAUUUCUCGCACCGCCUUCUAUGGAGGAACUUGAGCGACGGCUUCGGGGGAGAAAUACGGAGACGGAGGAUAGUUUGCAGCAACGGUUGGCGCAGGCUAGGAAUGAGUUGGCUUUUUCUCAGACUCCGGGCGCGCAUGAUAAGAUUGUUGUAAAUGAUGAUCUUGAGCAGGCUUAUGGGGAGUUGAAGGAGUUUAUUGUUGAUGGGGGGGAGAGUCGAUGGUGGAAUUAA
Messenger RNA from Penicillium waksmanii, 765 nucleotides. Its product is annotated as guanylate kinase. The transcript is spliced from 2 exons. Bases 1 to 765 code for a protein of 254 amino acids. Gene Ontology annotation, cellular component: cytosol. NCBI's taxonomy places the organism in Eukaryota, Fungi, Ascomycota, Eurotiomycetes, Eurotiales, Aspergillaceae. Gene Ontology annotation, biological process: purine nucleotide metabolic process. The record is from RefSeq and is a predicted model, not a curated record. Gene Ontology annotation, molecular function: GMP kinase activity.